GGUCUACACCGAAUCGCACUGGUACUAACUUUCCUCACUAAACUCCACCUUAGAGACCUGUGAAGAUAGACAGAGCACGCUCCUGUAAACGUGGAGCGGAGAUCGUGUGUCUAUGGAAGCUUUCGUGAAUAUCAUUAUCAUCCUCUUCGGAAGACCAGAACGCGCCCUUGCCCGGUGUCAGUUUCUGCGAGUCAGAGAAGAGGGAAAGAGCAACAUUUCUCCCCGGUGAACCAUCAAUCAAGGCUGUCAAUUCUUCACCACGGUAUUACGUUGGGUUUUUUCGUACGUGUUCGUUUGCGCCUUUCAAUCCUACGCGUUUCGCUUCCGCGGGAACCCUCUGCUCAGUUCUGCAUGCGCUCAGCUAUACAUGACUUGUUCGAGUCCGCAAGACCACGUCCGUUUCGUCAUUUCUUCUCAUUUUCCGACUUUUUCCAGUCUCCGUUAUGUUUCGGGAGUAUCAGCGGCAGUUUAUUUCCGCUAGUCACUCAGAGCGCCGUUCAGCAGUAUCGCAAGACAAGCUGACCUCGUUUCUCUCUUCUUCCAUCGUCCCUCUUUACCUCCGGGGUUUUCUUUGCUCGUUGCUUGGCUCUUGUAAGAAAAGAGAUAGUUUCUUUUCGACUCGUUUGAUGCCUUGUCUCACUACGUAGGUCGAUGAGGUAGUGGCUCGGUCAAAAGGAUGAGAUGUUUAUUCUUUCAAGCUGGUUCUGUCUGUGUUGUCUCAGAAAGACACCCAUAGAGGUGACCCCGCCACAAUUAUCUUUGGCGUGCCCCUGCCACUUUCUUCUGCGGUCACUAGGCCUCCUUUGCCACUGUGGUUGUUGUCGUGCAUCCAUUUUUCCCCGUUUCUCUACACACUUAUUGUUUCCGUAGGCCUUUCCCAGGACAAGUUCACGGGUAACGAUCCGUUGCGGCAAAAAGUGAUAAAGGCACGCUGGUUUCGGUCGUUCCUUCCCUCUCAUCUGUACACAGCACUCCCUCUCAGAAAUAUCCAGUGGUUAUUUCCUGUCGCAUCUUUCCUUUUUGUGAAUAAGGGUCCUUCGAUGACGCGAAACAACUGGUGGUGGAACCCUGCUUUUUUCAACCCAUCCUUGUCUUGAAGUCUUUUGUUUUCUCAUAGUGGAUCCGCGAACAGAUGUUUCGUUGGUCGUCCGCUCUUCCUCGCUCUACCCUUCAUGGGUAGCUCCAAACUCGCGUGCAGCGGUUUCUAGCUUCUCAAAAAAAUGCCGUGCGACAGAACGGCGGAUUUCCUGGCGUUCGCGGAGCGCGCCAGUCCAGGAGCUAUCUCCCAGGCCCGAGAACUCCGCAGUAGGACAGUCCGACACGCCGACAACUCCUUCAAUGCCUCCGCGGCGGAAAUCGGCACUCAGCUGCACCGGACGUCCUUGAAGCUCAAAGAGCUCGCCAAGUUUGCUCGGCAGCGGAGUAUCUACAACGACAGGACGGCGCAAACCCAGGACCUCACGUACGAAAUAAAGAAGUCGAUUACAGAGCUGAACUGCAAGAUCGACUAUCUGGAGCAGAUAGCCAAAGACUCAGGAAGCGAAGGACAGUCUCGUCAGCAUUACAACACGAUGGUCGACAUGUUGAAGGGGCGUCUGUUGGAUGUAACGAAGGAAUUCAAGGACGUUCUGUUGCUUAGGACAGAGAACAUGAAGAAACAGGACGAGCGAAGAAAUCUGUACUCAUUCGCGGGAUCGCUGAAUCCAUCCAGUUCAGCAUAUGGAAAGUCGAGCGGCGACUACGACCUGGAAGGCGGCGAAAAGACGCAGCUCGUGGCACAGCGCGACUCAAGUUCUUACGCACAAUCGCGUGCAGAGGCAGUCGAAAAUGUGCAGAGGGUAAUUGGAGAGCUGGCGACAAUUUUUCAGCGCGUCGCCACGAUGAUAUCUCAUCAGGACGAAAUGAUUCAGCGCAUCGAUCAGGACAUUGACACCUCGAUGCACAACAUCCGCCAAGGGCAAACGGAGCUUCUGAACUAUUUCAACCGCAUUUCAUCGAACCGCGCUCUGAUUCUGAAAGUCUUCGCAAUUCUGUUUACGUUCAUCGUUUUCUUCGUCUUUUUCUUGAGCUGAAGAGUCGAGCAGAGUCUACGAUUCGCGCAACAGUUCUCAAACACCCGCGUCGCGGGACCUGAUAUCUGCACGGGGUGACUUGCUGUAGAUUCUGUCCAGGUUCUUCUACUCUGCUCUGAUUGCUUCUGCGCGACGUCUCCAGAAAGGCAUUCAAGAAAUACAAACAGUUUUAACCAGACUCUCGGCAUUCCCUAGAGAGGUACAAAUGCCUAGUUGUUACCGUCUCGUUAUGUUGGUGGAAAAGCGCUUCUCUCUUGUAUCUACGUGUCUCGAUUAAAUGAAAGAGGUAUUCAUGCUCGGUCUACCCGGAGACCUACAUUUUUUCUGGUCAUGGGGGCUGGGGCUGGAAAAGUUGCCGUCUCAAAUUUGUAUUCUCGCUCCUGUUCUUUUCAAAGUGUUCUCUGUUGCUUCUCUUUUGCUCAAUUUGCCUACUUGAGAGACUCGAUCCUCAGCUGGGAAGGUAUCCCGCACAGGCCCCCGUAAAAAAGACUGCUUAACCAGGCGCCUCGGGGGGUCGUGUUGACUUAUUUUCAUCACACCCCUGACGAAGAUCUUUUGUUCCUUUUCUUCUUUACGUCAUAUAUGCUUUGGCAUUCUUUUCGAUCCGGGGAACUUGUGGAAGAACUGCUAGGGUGCGAAGACCGACAGGCACGCUACCUUCUAUCCUUCCACCUUCUACCGCGUCGGUGAUCUCCUGCGCCUUCUGGAAUAUACAACUGACACAACCUGGCGUCUAGCGAGCCAUCGUGAAAACCACCACAUUUUCGCUGGUGUCCGCAGAAAAAGUGUAUCCCCCCCUCGAAUGUCGAACCUCAAAAAACGGCAUGCAGCGUUCGUCUACAGUGCAUAUGUUUGGCAAGUUGUUCAACGUCACGCAACCUGUAGUGAUUCGUGCCUUGGUAACGAGGUAGAAAUAUCGUUUUUCUAUAUGGAAGCCUGACAGCAGCAGCCCGGCGGAUAUCAGUGCCACAACAUCACCGAAGGACUGCGAAACGGACGACCGUGGCGGGUGUAGCCAGUCGUUGUGAUGAUACCUUCCUCGUGUCUGAGUGAGGUCGGACGACUCAGUGAUGAGGAUAGUCCUUGUCUGCCUCGUUUCGGAUACACCUCACGCAGAAAGACAUGUAAACUUAUUACAAUCGGAUAGGUUAAAGGGGAUCCUCUGUUGAACGUAGCGGGAACGUGCGAGAAACCGCAACUUGGAGUGCGUGUUUUUCCACUGUAGGCCGGAGAACCAGUCGAUUGUUCACGAAUGCGCGGUUGUCCCCAAAAAAGUUUGAUAAUAAAUUUGGUAAAAGUCUCUUUAUACUCACUGGAAAGCAAGUCAGUCACGCCAUUGUUGGUGGUGCGUGCGGUUUGAGGGACUCUUUAAUGCGAUCUGUUAGUCUUCUUAUCAAGGGAUGGUAGGUGGCAUGCAUUUUUAGAAUGAGGAGCGCGAACGGUAAGCGAAUCGCAUGUUUUCCAAUGUUACACAGGGGUGCCGGUGAGCAGAACCAACGGUGUUCCCGUUAGGCAGUGUUGUGCUGACUUCUAUACGUCACUGUUCCCGAGAACAAUCUAAAAUUGUGGCACUCUCGUUGAAUGCGAGGCUUUGAUCUC
This is a messenger RNA of Toxoplasma gondii ME49, 3671 nucleotides long. Its product is annotated as syntaxin 5, putative. The transcript has 8 exons. The record is from RefSeq and is a predicted model, not a curated record. Gene Ontology annotation, molecular function: SNAP receptor activity; SNARE binding. Lineage: Eukaryota; Apicomplexa; Conoidasida; Eucoccidiorida; Sarcocystidae. Gene Ontology annotation, cellular component: SNARE complex; endomembrane system; Golgi membrane. Bases 1221 to 2072 code for a protein of 283 amino acids. Gene Ontology annotation, biological process: intracellular protein transport; endoplasmic reticulum to Golgi vesicle-mediated transport; vesicle fusion.